Astyanax mexicanus (Mexican tetra) is the source of this 2278-nucleotide messenger RNA. RefSeq names its product transmembrane protein 51b (gene tmem51b). NCBI's taxonomy places the organism in Eukaryota, Metazoa, Chordata, Actinopteri, Characiformes, Acestrorhamphidae. Bases 527 to 1321 code for a protein of 264 amino acids. The transcript has 4 exons. The record is from RefSeq and is a predicted model, not a curated record.
UCGAUUCAGCGCGAGUUAAAGAUUCAAUACGAACUUUGAGCUGGACAUCCGGGAAUCCGGGCGGCGUUAGGACCCGGCUGUGGCGGCCGCGUGAGAUAAUUUACAAAGUUCCUGUUUCUGAUCCUCAAACAGCAGCACGAGAACCAACUGGAGAUCCGAGGAUUUAACACAGAACCCUACAUUUUACUGACCGUAGUCCGCGCGCUCAACACACACGUACCUGGCCCAGGUAAACCCUGCACACCUGAGCGCGUGAAAACUUUACUGACCUCACCCCGCGCGUUCAACACACACGUACCUGGCCCAGGUAAACCCUGCACACCUGAGAGCCUCGAGCAGCAGCAGCAGCAGAUCCGGACAGGUCUGCUCGGCUCACCUAACACUGCUGUGUGCGAGAUUGUGAGGACGAGUGUGAGGACGAGUGUGAGGACGAGUGUGAGGACGAGUGUGAGGACGAGUGUGAGGACGAGUGUGAGGGCAUGUGUGUGUGUGCGAGAGUGUGAGAACGAGUGUGAGGGAGUGUAGGAUGUGUUCGAGUGGGCAGCCGCUGUGUUCUGGGAGGCGGCGCUCUCGCUCGUCCCGGGCUGGAGGGGGCAGUGUGGGGUCACAGUAUGCUUUCUGUGCUCUGGGGGUCGGUCUGGUGGCGCUGGGGGUCGUCAUGAUCCUCUGGAGUUUGGUUCCCAAGGAAACGGCUCGAAACGGAUCAGUCACGAACUCAACCUCGACCGGCAGCGAGUCGAAGCUGAAGACGUCAUCGGUGGCAUUUGUGUUAGUGGGGGCGGGGCUGGCCAUGCUACUUCUGGCCAUCUGCCUGGGUGUGAGGAGUAAACAGAGGCGGAGCCAGAGCCAGACAGACACGCCCACCGCCACCCAGUACAGCGACCAAGCGCAGGGAGACUCCGGCCGCGAUGAGCAGCAGGCCCCUACCUACAACGUCCCCAGCUAUGAAGAGGCCGUGACCAGCGGUCAGUAUCCAGUCCGCCAGAGUAAUCUCCGCCACAGCACGUCCCAGCUGCCUUCAUAUGAGGACCUGAUUAGCGCUGUGGAGAAUGAGGGGGAGGGGCAGAACUCUGGAAGUGGCCAGAACCCACCUGCAGCCAGAUCUCAGCCUGUGAACCCGCCGGCGAGCCGCAGCAGCAGUCGUGCCAGUCGGCUCCUAAGGCCGCUCCGCGUCCGCCGGAUCAUGUCCGAGAAACUUCACCUUAAAGACAUCCGGCUGAACAUCCAGACCCCGCCCCAGGGCGGAGUCACCAUCGAGCCCCUGACUCCGCCCCCACAGUACGAGGAUAAACCACCCGAGUUCCCCUCAGGCGGCGUUUAGGAGGAACAUCAGGACGCUCGAGUUUCCGCACAGAAACAGUUUGAUUAAUUUCAUCAUUAAUUAUUGUGAAAUGUAAUGUGUUCCUCUAAAAUUCCAGAAAUUGAUUAGACAGGAUGUAUGAAGUUUUGCACUGGAGCAACGAGGUUAAAGCUAACAAGUAAACUAAUUUAAAACUUAUCUAAUAAAUACUAAUUAAAUAUUAUUCAUCACACUCGUUUUAAACGAGUAUAAAAGAGUAUAAAAUAUAUAGAAGUGCUCCUGCUGUUUCUGUGUCUGUGUCUGUGUGUGUGUGUGUGUGUGUGUGUGUGUGUGUGUGUGUGUGUGUGUGUGUGUGUGGGGUUGGGGAUUCCUGGAUGAGGAAUUAUUGAUUAAUUAGUGUAGCAUCAGCUUCCGUUACUCAUCAGCUUCUCUAUUAAACUCCAAAAAUAUCACCAGUAUAAGAACACUGUUUGGACAGUUGAAAUGAAUUUAUAACAGAUAAAUUGUAUAUUUGAUGGUUUAUAUGCAGCAGCUGUGAAAGAUCUUUAGUGAUGAACCAAGAGAACCAUGACUAGAUCUCUCCAGCACCUCACAGAUACCUCCCUAUCAUCACUGUCUGUUCCAGAGCAUCUUCACUGAUCUUCACAGGAACAACUUUACCAAACAUGCUGUCCUGACUAACAAUGACAAACACUAUUAGCCACAAUUAGCAUGCCAAUUACCUGCAAUUUAAAUUUCAUUAAUUGUUACCCGCAUUAGCAUAUCUCAGAAUUGUUUAUAAAAGGGAGAGCCUCUCAGUUUACACACACACAAUAAACGCUUUCUAUGGGAAAAGUGAAAAUUUAUAUUUGUUUUGUUAUUUUUUUAUGAGAUUUGUGUUUAGAAAAAUACUGUAAUUAAUAGCACUGAUAAUUCUGUGUGGCAGAUCUAAUGGGGGGGGGGAGUCUUUUCAUUAAAAAUAAAAAUUAAUUGUAUUUA